AGCCGGACCUGGAGGCCCCGGCGGCGGUGGCGGUGGAGCUGGAGCGGUCGCCGCCCAUCAGGCCGCCGCCUGUCGUCGAUCCCCCGCGCGGCGCAGGGCUUCUCCCGGGGGCGCCGCGGGUUCGGAGGGUCGGCGGCGGAGCGCAGGUUUCCUAAAAGACAGAAAAAUGGAGGAAUCAGUACACCAAAAGCAACCGUUGAAUGAGAAGCAGAUAGCCAAUUCUGAAGAUGGAUACGUAUGGCAAGUCACCGAUCUGAAUCGACUCCACCGGUUCUUAUGUUUUGGUUCUGAAGGUGGGACUUACUAUAUCAAAGAAGAGAAGCUGGGCCUGGAAAACGCCGAGGCUUUAAUUAGACUGAUUGAAGAUGGCAGAGGCUGUGAAGUGAUACAGGAGAUAAAGGCGUUCAGUCAAGAAGGCAGAACCGCCAAGCAAGAGCCUGUGCUCUUUGCGCUUGCCAUUUGCUCCCAGUGUUCUGACAUCAGCACGAAACAAGCAGCAUUUAAAGCUGUCUCUGAAGUUUGUCGCAUUCCUACACAUCUCUUUACUUUCAUCCAGUUUAAGAAAGAUCUGAAGGCAAGCAUGAAAUGUGGCAUGUGGGGUCGUGCCCUCCGGAAGGCUAUAGCAGACUGGUACAAUGAAAAAGGGGGCAUGGCCCUCGCCCUGGCUGUUACGAAAUAUAAACAAAGAAAUGGCUGGUCUCACAAAGACCUAUUAAGGUUGUCGCAUCUUAAGCCUUCCAGUGAAGGACUUGCUAUUGUGACCAAAUAUAUUACAAAGGGCUGGAAAGAGGUCCAUGAAUUGUAUAAAGAAAAAGCACUUUCUGUGGAGACUGAAAAGUUAUUAAAGUAUCUGGAGGCUGUGGAGAGAGUGAAGCACACAAAAGAUGAACUGGAAGUCAUCCAUCUAAUAGAAGAGCAUAGAUUAGUUAGGGAACAUCUUCUGACAAAUCACUUAAAGUCUAAAGAGAUCUGGAAAGCUUUGUUACAAGAAAUGCCUCUCACUGCAUUACUCAGAAACCUAGGAAAGAUGACUGCCAACUCAGUGCUUGAACCAGGAAAUUCAGAAGUAUCUUUAGUAUGUGAAAAACUGUGUAACGAAAAACUGUUAAAAAAGGCUCGUAUACAUCCAUUUCAUGUUCUGAUUGCAUUAGAAACUUAUAAAACAGGUCACGGGCUCAGAGGAAAACUGAAGUGGCGCCCUGAUGAAGACAUUCUGAAAGCUUUGGAUGUCGCUUUUUACAAAACCUUUAAGACAGUUGAGCCUACUGGAAAGCGUUUCUUGCUGGCUGUUGAUGUCAGUGCUUCUAUGAACCAAAGAGUUUUGGGCAGUAUACUCAACGCCAGCACGGUGGCUGCAGCCAUGUGCAUGGUUGUCACACGAACAGAAAAAGAUUUUUAUGUAGUUGCUUUUUCCGAUGAAAUGGUACCAUGUCCAUUGACUGCAGAUAUGACCUUGCAACAGGUUCUAAUGGUUAUGAAUCAGAUCCCAGCAGGUGGAACCGAUUGCUCGCUUCCAAUGAUCUGGGCUCAAAAGACAAAUACAGCUGCUGAUGUCUUCAUUGUCUUCACGGAUAAUGAGACCUUUGCUGGAGGUGUCCAUCCUGCUGUUGCUCUGAGGGAGUAUCGAAAGAAAAUGGAUAUUCCAGCUAAGCUGAUUGUUUGUGGAAUGACAUCAAACGGUUUUACCAUUGCAGACCCGGAUGACAGGGGCAUGUUGGAUAUGUGUGGCUUUGAUACUGGAGCUCUGGAUGUUAUUCGAAAUUUCACAUUAGAUGUGAUUUAACCGUAAGCACCAGCAUGAUCUCGGAGCUCCGUUGCCAUCAGGGAUCUCACUAAAAAUACGAAGCUCUUCCCAGCCAAGCAUAAUUGAAUGCAGGGUGAUAAAAGGAUGGUAAAGUAUGUGCAUAAUGGAAAACUUACCUUACCAAAAACAAAGGGAAGGAAACAGAAGACGACCCAAAGUAUUUUCUGUCUACUAAACCCGCUCUUGGGAAAUACUUCAGAAUACACUGUAGCUGCCUCUCUCUGAUGGAGAACUUCUUGUUGCUGGGCACUGUAAAUAGUCACAGUUGUUCUUUGCAUAAUAACCACAUUUGUACUUUAAAGAAGUGAGAGCCAAAAGUGUAAGUAGUUUCAUAUCAUGUCACUUGUUUGAGAAUUGCUUCAAGUUUUCUUAAAUGUUUUCAUUGGGAAAGGACAGCUUUGAUAAUGUCCAUAUACUCUGAAAUGCACUGGACCAUUUAACUGUGAUGGAACACGAAACUCAUCUGUAAACUUUUAUACCGAGGAGGUUUAAAAAAAAAAAAAGAUAUUUGAUUAAAUUUUGAAUGAGUUUUACAAAUUCCAUUGUUUUAUAAGAUCACAUUAAUAGCAGCUUUUUAAUUCAGUGAAAAAGAUAUUUUGUUUCCGAUGUCUUGUUUACACUUGAUUGUUACCAUUAACCAGAAGCCCCUUGGAAACCCCUGAGAAAACACUCUAAAGUUUGUGUCAGCCGAGGACGUGUAUUUGGUUUGCUUUUUGUUUGUUUUGGUGUAUUUUAUUGCUGUGAGUGAGGGGCGUGACUUGACAGUUUCCUCUGAAUUAUAACAGCAUAGCCACAGGUACUCACACUUUCCUUUUUUCAUACUAUUAAAACAAUGUAAAAUAUUUCAAGCAUUUAACUCCCCCACUCAUAAUCUGAAAGUAUGACAAUUAAAAUCUCAACUAUAACCAGAUAAGCUUUUUUCUUACUUUAAAAUAAAUAUUGUUCUAAUUACUUUUAGCUAUUUUUUUAGCCAAUUGUAAAUGGGUUUUAGAUAUUUUCUAACUGUAAAUGUGUCAGUGGCCUCCUAGGGCUUUGUCCAUUAUUCAUUUGUGGCAAAACAUUCUUUUUUGAUAGUGUAAAAAAAUCAAGCUAGGUCUUUCAAGUUUGAAAGGCAAUUUUUAAGUAGCAUAUUUUCCACUAACCAGUCUGUAAGAAAUUUUUUCUAUUUUAUUUGUGUAUAUUAAACUUCUUUUCAUUACACUAAAGUGCAUUAUUUUCUUAAGCACAUACCUCUUCUUUGUGGGGAGGUUUAACUGUUGAAAUGCCACUAUCUUUGCUCAUAAUUGUAUCAUGUUUGUCUAAGAUAGCUUAUACAUAAAACUCAAAUUUUUAUGUAUUCUUUAAAUAUUAAUUAAGACUUUACUGGGUCUUUAUAAAGCCCUUUUCACUGUAUGAAAAGUCAAACUAGUAAAUGUAAAUUAUAGCCAUUUACAUGCUCGAGCAGGUUAGAGGUUUUAUGUUUUUGGGGCAAGGGGGACUUUUAGUGGUGUUCAAAUUUGUGUGGAUAUUUUCUUCUGUUUCAUCGGAAAUUUGGGCUCUAGGAGUGACAAGAAAAUGUUCCUCUCAGAGUUGUUUGACAUAUUUAUGCUGGCUCUGAUAUGUAGCCAUUCCUUCAAGGCAACUGGUAGCAAUUGAUAAAUGUUGUGAUUUCCCUGAGAAUGUUUUGGUCAGCAAAGCUAAUAGCACCCCCCGCCUCCCCCCCAAAAAAUACAUUUCUUCUCAUGUCAUUCUGUUUUUAACCCUCUUUGUCAAGCGUGGGAUUUAACUUAUUAGCUACUUUUGAUACAUUAAAAUAUUGUGUUCAGAUUGAAUUUCAAGUUUAAAGAACCUAAUAGAAUUAUGUAAUAGUUUUUGAAUUCUUUAAGUACACCCAAGAUCUUCUUAAAUUAAAAAUUAUAACAUGAUCAAACUUUUUAUUCCCAAGAGAAAUGUUUAAUGGAAUAUAGUAUAAAAGUUUAUUUCCUUCAGUUAUGUACUAUUUCUAUAGUGCUUUUAGACGUGUUCACAAGCUAAUCUGAAAUCCAUCAGACAAGUCAGAUUAGAUGUGACCUUUUUGAAGUAUUUAGGUAAGUCUAAUUAAAUAGAUUAGGAUAUGAUUUCAGAAAGAAGAAAAAGAAUACUAAAAGCCACCCCAGAAGGUAACUAUUUUCAAAUCAUGGAAUUUUAGAGCUGGGAGAAACAGAAAUUUAAAAGGUAAUUUUUUAAUUUCAGGAUCCGAGGUCCAAGAGAGUGUGGCUUUGGAACACUAGAUCUGGAAAUCUGGGUCUCUUCAUUCCCAUUCCAGUAUUCGUUUCCCCGCAAAAUGGAAAAUAUUGACUCCCAAGAGUAGGGGAUAAAAUAGAGUUAUUCAAGACUUUUGUCUUUCUAGGUAUUAGGAAAUAAUGUAUAUACAUGAUUGCUUUAGGAGUAGAAUGUGGAGAAAUUGUGACCAUGGAUACUUUUGCAGUUCAUAGUAAUCCUCAAGCACAAUUAAUGUGUUAAGAACCUGUGUUGCUAUAUAACAUAAUCCUAUAGAAAAAAUAAAAAACUUGACCUCAUUAAGAAUAAAAUGUACUCAAGUGAUAACGAAGUUUUAUUUUCUGAAUUACUUUUAGGAUUACUGCUAUGUUAAUAUUUAGGGAAAUGUUUUAAAAACAAUCCUAAGAAAAAUAAACUUUGUUUCCUAGAAAAUAUGUACAUAUUUUCAGGAUAUAGCUGUAAUCAGUAAAACAAAAACUAAUCUUAUGAUCCUACUCUUCCUUGUUAGUUGAAAUUUCUUGGAAAUUCCGCUUAUUAACACUGUUAUAUAUUAUUUAGUUUAGUAGCUUUUAGGGAAACCUUAGCGAGGGAGAUGCUACGAAAUGGCAUUUAGUGUUAGCCCUCUGGAAUCUCUUUUGCUUUAUCUAAUUUACUGUGUCACUGUAGACAGCCCAUUUAACCUAUGGGGUUCAAGUUUGCUGUCUUUAAAAAGUAACAUCUGAUGAUUGGAUCAUAGAAGAAUCCAUGAAUUAAUAUUUGUAUAAAAGUUUAAAUUGGGAAUAGGGCUUGCAAUACAAAUUAGAACUUUUUACAAAUUAAAAACAAUAGGCUAUGUAUUUUGAAAGAGAAAAUGUCUUAGCAAAAUAGCUCAAUAGGCUCAAUAAUUUUUUAAAACAUUCCUGUUCUGAGUGGAAAUAUGGAAGAAGGAUUUUCACAGCAAAGCUGAGUGUUGACUAAGCAGUCAUUGAUCUCUGAUCAAGAGGAGGAAAGAGUAGGUUCCAAGUCUAAAGUCCCCUUGGAUAGACCUAGAAAAGCAAGCUCAUCCUCUAAAUGAAGAGAUGCUGUUAACAAACAUUUGCUUAAUCUUUUAAAGUAACUGGUCAAUCUACAAAUGAUUGAAUGUCAUUUGGGCAGGCUGUUUUUCUCAUUUUCUGAGGUUUUGCUAAACCAAUAUAAAAUCCUUUUGGAAAUUUAGGGCAGGUUUCCUCAAUAAAUUUGAGAAUCUGACAGUUUAUGUAAGAGACACCUUUAAAAGCACAAUAAAACUACAUGUCAACAAUAAUUAAAGGGAAUUCAUUGUGAUCACUUAGUGGAUUGAUUUUAAUUUGACCUAAAGAUGAUAUACCCACAAGUACAAAUUUCUUGUUAAGUGAUGCCCUUAGAGUAAGUAAUCAAAAAUGAAAAAUUCUAGUCUUGUAUACCACGGGUACCACGGGUUUGGGGUGAUUUAACAGACAUAGCUCCUCCAGAGAAAUGUCAUAGAGACUCAAUGUAAACGUACAAGGAAGCAUUAGGAAAAAUGAUAAAUUGAGCUCUGAAAUUAGUUGUAUUUACUGUAUAGAUUUUAGUUAGUACUUCCCUCUUAUCUGCCUCCCAGUGUCUCUUAUGUUGAAAGAUUACUUUUAUAGCUCUAUUUUUAUUUUCCACUUCCUUUCUUUUGACAUUUUAACCUUCUGUUUCUUGUUCUAGUCUUGCUCGACCUGGGUAGUAGAAGGAAUGACAAGGAAGUCACCCAUAUUUAGGGUUGGGAUGAAUCUUUUGCAGAUUACCUUUUGUUCCAUAUAGAUUUAAGAUCAUAUUUUUUUCAAAUUAAUAAUGGGCAGGUCUCUUGGAACAAUAAUUGGAUUGAUAUAUUCUCUCCCCAGAUUGUUAUAUUGUACACCUUUUGUAUUAGAUGUUUGCAGAAAUUUUGUGGCCUUUGAGUAAGAUCAAUUAUUCAGACUUUGUUUGCAAUUAUAGAUGUACCUAGCCCUUAGAAAAAGCACUUAGAAAAAGAAAUAACUGAAUACUCUUUCAGAAUAUAGCGUGUCUCAAUGCUUCUAUUUCCAUAACUGUAAAGACCGCGCCAUCAGAAUCUUUAGUCUUCUGAACACUUCCAUUAGCUUAUAUAUUCGUGGCUUGUAGCAUAACAGGUCUUGUAAAUAAUUUGUAUUGACAUUCAACUUUUUUUUUGAUUGGUGGAUUUUUUAUUUGCUAAUUCUGUGGUAAUAUUUUUCAUGCAGAAAACUAAUGUAGUUAAGCAUACUGUUUGAAUACAAUUACAAUUAAUGACAAGUUUUUCCUAAACCCUGAAAAUACUAAAUUAUAUUGGGAAUUACUAGAAAGAGACAUAAACUAGAGUUAUGUUGCAAAAUUCUAUUACUGAAAUUAAAGUGAUACUUUUCCAUGAGAAUGAAUUUUGUAAAUACAAUGAAAAUACACAAAAGCUGUUUCUGAGCCUAAAGAGAUUUUGCCAUUUGCUUCUAUUUAAUUUAGCAGCACCAGGAUUAAUAUUAAUUUUAUGAACACAAGUGGUAAUAUUUAAUUUUAAAAUAUAUUUAAAUUUCUGUACUUUAAGAAGUUGUCAGAAUUUGUGCUUGAACAAAAGAAAUAGUAAGUUAGCUACAUUUCUGCUGGUUUCACUUAAUGAACACUUGGAUUCUUAACGGUAGCGAAUGAGGUUAAAGCCUUGCUAUUUUAUGUAGCGUCACCACAUAUAACUGACAGAGUGUUAUAUCAAUACAAACAUUGUAUUGAAACUUCUCUGCAAAUUACUUGUUAGGCUUUAUGUGUAAUUAAACUGUUUAGAAUCCAUACACAGCCAAAUUAAAUUUAAAAUAGUACACAAUUAAUAGUAAUCAAGAAAAAAUGUUUUUCUUGCACUAUUAUUCUGAAUAUGGACUACAGAUGAUUUGGUGUGGUGUGACAAGACAUAACUUUUGUAAUACUUUUGAGUUAUAUUUUCUUCCUUUUAUUGCCAGCUUCUGAUAAUGAAGAAAUUCUUCAAAGGGAUGACAGAAAUGAACUCAUUUUUUAAAAAAAAAUUGGUUAAGGGAGAAUUGUUAUAGUCUAGUUCUAAACUGUCCAUUUGCUUUAUAUAAAGGCUUUGAUUUCCAUAAUUGACCACUUGAUGAGUAUUUAAAUUACACAAAAUAAUGCCUGCUUAGAAUAAAAUUUAAGUAUGCAAGAGCCUUAAAGUGAAAAAAAUGAACCUCUGACUGCCUUAAAAUAUGACUAGCUCUCCAACCAGGCAUUCUAGUUACUUUCCACUGGGUCUGUCCACUAAGUAAGGCCUUAAUAGCAUUAGUGCUUCUGAAGUCCAGGGCUCGAGAAGUCUUUUAGAGCUUUCACUUUUACAUCAUGAAUGGAGAUUUAACUCUUGAGUUUUAAAACCUGAUUGCACAUUAGUAGUUUGAGCACCCAUUAACAGGAUAAUCUGGGUACGCGGGUGUGUGACACAUACAUGUCUGUUAACAUCAGUAAUAUUUUGUGGUAGUUAAGGUUUUUUAUUGUUUUGUAGAACAAAUUAUCCAAGCAGCUGGAUCUUAUGUCACCUGAUCUCCAAGGACCAAGUUGCAUAUUUAAACACUAUGAAUGAAAAAUACAGUUGUACAGUUCCAAAAAUGAUUAAUUUUUUAAGGGAAUUUUUCAAGACAAAAGGCAAAUAUUUUGUUCAAGCCUACAAGCAAAUUCAUUGAAAGAAGUAAAUAUAGUUGUAAAACAUUGCGACUGUUGUAAUAAAAAGUAUCCAGGCCAGUGAUUCAUUGAAUUAUAUUCACAUUUUUACAAUCACUUUGCCUUUUAAAGCAGGGAUAUUUUAUAAAACUGAAAGAAAACUAAAUUGUCAAGCUGGUGCUGAAAACUCUAUAAAGUUUGAUUCAUAACAAGUUUCAUUUCAAAGGAAAGGACCCUGGAAGGAGGCGGGGGUUUCCUGGGUCUGUUGAUAAACUCACUGAGGCUUCGUCGAGUCUUCCAAGCUUGCACUGUAAAUAAUAUACCUAACAAAGUAAUUUUGCUGUCUUCUGAUAGAAAAUGAAUGAAACACUAAUGUAUUAAACUUCUUUGAUGAUAAAGCAGUUUUCACCAAAUCCGAGAAAUGUUGACCUUCUCUCCUUUCUAGCCUUGCAAAAUACCGUAGUGAAUAUAAACCGUUUGAGACAUGGAGGCAGGUGGGCACUGAGUGAACUGGUUCUGGUCAGUUGUAUUAUUGUAGAAAACGAUAGAUGUACCAAAUAAACUCUAUGCACAGCAAA
Molecule: messenger RNA, 8274 nt
Organism: Equus caballus (horse)
Lineage: Eukaryota; Metazoa; Chordata; Mammalia; Perissodactyla; Equidae
Gene: RO60
Product: Ro60, Y RNA binding protein
Cellular component (GO): ribonucleoprotein complex
Molecular function (GO): RNA binding
Source: RefSeq, a predicted model, not a curated record